Arachis duranensis is the source of this 1422-nucleotide messenger RNA. Its product is annotated as pyridoxal 5'-phosphate synthase-like subunit PDX1.2. The coding region runs from base 354 to 1259 and encodes 301 amino acids. The transcript is spliced from 2 exons. Gene Ontology annotation, biological process: pyridoxine biosynthetic process; amino acid metabolic process; pyridoxal 5'-phosphate biosynthetic process. Gene Ontology annotation, molecular function: amine-lyase activity. NCBI's taxonomy places the organism in Eukaryota, Viridiplantae, Streptophyta, Magnoliopsida, Fabales, Fabaceae. The record is from RefSeq and is a predicted model, not a curated record.
AGGUCAUUAAUGCCGUGUUUCCUCCUAACCCAACUAACUCCAAAGUCUUCUUUCCCACGUAGCUAGUAAACCAGCCAUUUUAGACUCAGUUGUAUAGUGUGUGCAAAGUAAAUAUUCUUUUCUGGACCCAAAAUCGAACCUUCUAUACACCUCGUGACUCGCUUCUGACUCACCACCGACUCACUCACUCAUUCCCUCCCUCCUUCGAAUUUUCUCGAACCUACCACAAAACUCUCUCUCAACGCCCAAUAAAUCAACCGACAACAUUCCUUCUCGCUUCCCAACGGAACCAAACAACUCCUUAACACAAUUCAAUUCUUCAUUUCCGCAUUUUCACAAACACGUUCCCUGCAAUGGCCGAAGACGGCACCGUAACUCUCUACAACACCACCGUCAUCACUGAUCCGAAGCACAACCCGUACUCCUUCAAGGUCGGAGUCGCCCAGACUCUUCGCGGCGGAGCCAUUCUCCAUGUCUCCACCGUCGAACAAGCCAAGAUCGCCGAACGAGCUGGCGCAUGCGCCGUCGUUGUGUCCGAGUCGCCGUCGAGAGGUGCCGGUGGCAUUCUCCGCAUGACGGAUCCUUCGCUCGUCAAGGACAUCAAGCGCGCCGUCUCGAUCCCUGUCCUCGCUCGUGCUCGCGUCUGCCAUUUCGUCGAGGCUCAGAUCCUUGAAGCCCUUGGCGUUGAUUACGUUGACGAGAGCGAAGCUCUCGCCGUCGCCGAUGAGCAAAACCACAUCAACAAGCACAAUUUCAGGUGCCCUUUUAUUUGCGGUGCACGGAACCUGGGAGAAGCAUUGAGGAGGGUGAGGGAGGGCGCAGCAAUGGUGAGGACUCAAGGGGAUUUGACAGGUUCUGGGAAUGUUGCAGAGGUUGUGAAGAACGUGAGGUCUGUGAUGGGGGACAUAAGGAUUCUUACUAACAUGGAUGACGACGAGGUUUUUGCAUUCUCGAAGAAGAUUGAGGCACCUUACGACCUUGUGGCGCAGACAAAGCAGAUGGGUAGGCUUCCAGUGGUGCAUUUCGCAGCUGGAGGGAUUGUGACCCCUGCAGAUGCAGCAUUGAUGAUGCAGCUGGGUUGUGAUGGGGUGUUUGUAGGGUCUGAGAUUUUCCAAUUUGAGGAUCCUUACAAGAGAGUUAGGGGGAUAGUUCAGGCUGUUAGGCACUACAAUGAUCUUCAUGUGUUGGUUGAGACUAGCUGUGGCUUGACUCGGGCUAUGGCUGAUCUUAAUCUUAAUGGAGACAGGAUUGAGGAUUGAGCCAUUUGAUUGAUGGUGCCUAAUGAUUGAAUCCGUGUAUUGAAAUGUAUCGUUCACUUUUUUCUGGUAUAGAACUAUAGAUAUAAAUUUGUAUCAAUGAUGAGAACUAUGUAACAGCAGUUAAGCGUAUAUCAUAUAUAAUCAUUUAGGUCUAUUUUGUCAU